AUGGCAAACGUCAGACCAUUUACUGUCCAUAUCUCCGAGGCCCUCCUUGAAGAAGUCAAAGCGAAGCUCAAGCUCGCCCGUCUAGAUGAGCGUAUGGGUGAAGUGGAAUGGAACGACCUGGAGAUUGGACACACGAACAUCAAACAGCUAGUAGAAUUUUGGCGCGAUGAGUACGACUGGAGAAUGUUUGAAGUUUUCCUGAAUACGUUUCAUCACUUCAAAACGUUGAUACAAGUUCCUGGUUUCGAUGUCUUGGACAUUCAUUUUCUGCACCAUCGCUCAUCACGGACGAAUGCGAUUCCUCUACUAUUUGUUCAUGGAUGGCCAGGGUCCUUUCUGGAAUCUUUGAAGAUCAUACCAUUGCUGACGGAACCUCCAGAAGGACGGCAGGCGUUUCAUGUCGUUGCGCCAUCUUUACCCGGAUAUGGUUUCAGCGAUUUUUCUCGAAAGAGGGGAUUUGGAUUGGAGCAAUAUGCCGAUUGCUUUGCUCGACUGAUGACCACGCUCAAAUACGAUAAAUUCGUUUGUCAGGGUGGCGACUGGGGUUCGUCCAUCGUUCGAUACAUGGCAUUGGGGCAUCCAGAUAAAGUGCUCGGGAUCCACAUCAACAUGUUCUUAGCACUUCCCCCAAGUCCAGAGAGCUCGCCUGAGAAAUUCCGGCGGUACCAGGAUAUGGCUUAUGAUACGCAAGAGUUGAAGAACCUGGAGAGGACAAGAUGGUUUGCACACAAUGAACGCGGGUAUCAGCGGGUUCAGGAGACAAAGAACGUGACGCUCGGUUACGCGUUACAUGACUCCCCCGUUGGCAUGCUGGCUUGGUUAGUGGGCAAAUUAAAGGCAUGGACUGACGACUACCCUUGGACAAAAGAAGAACUCAUCCAUUGGACAUUCAUACAUUAUCAAGGAAGUCCGAGUGCCGCAAUGCAAAUCUACAAGGAAGCAGAAGCAGUUCUUAAUGAAGACAGAAACAGUAUGCUGGGCAAAUAUAUAUCCCAGCCUGUCGGCUGUUCAAUUUUUCCGAAGGAGCUGUGGUUAUAUCCUCGUGACUGGAUGAGCGAGACAUGCAACAUUCAGUUUUGGAGGCAACAUAGAUCUGGGGGUCAUUUCAUUGCGUGGGAACGACCAGAGGCGUUGGUGGAGGAUGUUGCAGAAUUCUUCGACAAGGAAGGACCAGUAAUUAAGAAUGUUGUAAGCCAUGGCUGA
Messenger RNA from Aspergillus welwitschiae, 1203 nucleotides. Its product is annotated as epoxide hydrolase. Gene Ontology annotation, molecular function: epoxide hydrolase activity. Gene Ontology annotation, biological process: epoxide metabolic process. The record is from RefSeq and is a predicted model, not a curated record. The transcript is spliced from 6 exons. Bases 1 to 1203 code for a protein of 400 amino acids. NCBI's taxonomy places the organism in Eukaryota, Fungi, Ascomycota, Eurotiomycetes, Eurotiales, Aspergillaceae.